Molecule: messenger RNA, 5485 nt
Organism: Penaeus indicus
Lineage: Eukaryota; Metazoa; Arthropoda; Malacostraca; Decapoda; Penaeidae
Exons: 13
Coding region: 49-3039 (996 amino acids)
Biological process (GO): protein ubiquitination
Cellular component (GO): Cul4-RING E3 ubiquitin ligase complex
Source: RefSeq, a predicted model, not a curated record
GACCGGGGGGAGGAUGAGACAACGGCUUCCUACUCCUUUUUACCAAUAAUGUCGAGUACCGGGCAUUCCACGAGGGUUCCCGGUCUCCGCCAGCAGGGUAGACAUCAUCUCUUGCAGAAACUUCACUUUAGAGAACUGUAUGGGGAAACUAGACAGACUCGCUCCCGCCCCAGGCAGCGACUAUUUUACCAGUUACCCCAUCGGUUGGCAUUCUCUUUGGCUCAGGUGGCCCCCACAUCCGCACUAGCAGCAGGGCACAUAUUUUUAGGGUUCACAAAAUGCGGUCAGUUUGUCCUUUCAUACACUCAUUCUUGUGACACAGAUGAUCACACACUGCAAAUGAUACACAGGUACAGGCUCCACUGGUGGGUGUUUGUACCGUAUGCACCAUUGAGAAAAGUAGCGGAGGUAAUGCUCUUUGGUGACCAAGACCUCCAGGAGAGUGUUUAUGAGAAUAUAUUCAUCUCUGUAUGUCAAUGGCCAAAGGACCUCUCAAAAAUUCUUGUUUAUGGCUGCAGUAUGAUUGAAGGCCUUGACGGCAAUUCUUCACAAACUCGUCGGUGCUAUAUCACUAUCACAGCUGUCCCUUCACUUGAUAAUUGUUCAGCUUGCUACCAGGUGGCUACAUCAUAUGAAGAAGAUGAUUUAGCAGAGCGGUGGAACAGCUGUGCACGAUUCAGCUGCUUGCAACAUGGGAUCACAGUGCACACCAGCUUUGAGAUGGUGCCUCCUUUCCCAAGAUUCCUCCCAAAUGUACAAAUGAAGCGGGAGGGCUUUGUGGUGCUUAAUGCUGGGAAUUUUAUCCACGUGUUGAAUGUUAAUCUUGAAAACAUGGACAGAAAGAUGAAGGAAGUAGAGACAGAAAUAUUAGGGAUGAGAAUCAAUGAGAUAAGUUCCGAGGAGAGAGAUGAGGAGGAGGAGAGUGACGAUGAGAGAGAGCAAGGCAAAGUUAAGGAAAAUAGGGCCUCUUCGGGUAAACAGUACUGUGGAUCAAGCCUCAGAUCAGGCAAAGAGUUCAGUGUGAUGGACAGCUCAAGCAGUGACGUUGACCUGGAGGCAGAUGGCCGGAGUAGUUGUGAGGAGGAGGAAGGAACUCACAUUGAAAAAGAUCCAAGCAGUAUUGAGUCUAGUACAAGUAGUCUGAAAGUUACGUUGAACACUGGGGGUAUGUGUGGGUGCAGUAGUUCAAUGAGUGAUAAAGACAGAGAAUGGGAAAUUCUGAUCGGAAGUGUAGCACCAAGAAAUGAUGAGAGGGCAAGAACUGAGGGUUGUAAUAACAUUCAUAGGAUGUGUGAAAAUUAUCCAAGGGGCAGUACCAUGGAAGGUCAGGGUAUGUCUCAUAGACUUGACAUCAAUGACUGUGAUAAAAGUCCUGGCAGUUGUUUAGAUCAAGAUGAUGGUGCCACAGCUGUCCAGGGCAUCGUUCGUAAUCUCUCGCUCAAAGAUUUUCAAUUGCCUGAUGAUUCUCCAUACCAUUUUUAUGGAGAAAGUGACACUUUCAAUGAUAACGACUCAGACGACUCAACCAGGUGCUCGCACAUAAGUGAAGAUUCUCGCCUGGGCCGCUCAGAUCUCAGGGACACAGUGAGCAUUAGUGAUAGGUGUAAGAAUGGAUCAAAUUGCUGUGGAAAUAAUAUAAAGGCCGAUGAUUGUGCCUUUAAUACUCAACAACAGGGUAGAAUGGUACUUAGAAGUUCAAGUGAAAGUUCCUAUGGGGAGAAGACACCAGUGAAACUCGCAGAAAAAGAGUAUGAAUUCAUAGAUGAAAUUACAGACUCCCGACAUGAAAAGCUCAGUGUAUUCAGGCGAAGGCGACUGGCUGACAAGAAGUACGAAUUUUCAGACGAGAACAUAGAGAAUGUUCCUCAAAAGUACAGCAGUUUCAGAAACCAGAGCCGGAGAUUGAUCAUGAGUCCCUCUCGGUCACCACGGUUCCGCUCAAUGGGUGUGCCAUUGUCCGAAUUAUCCAUAGAGCUGGGCGAGUCAUCCGGCUUCAUAAGAUCCAUGUAUGAAAAGCUUCUAAGUCCAACCUCGGGUAGUGGCUCUCCCAGCGAUGUACUCAGACCCAUCAACCAGAAUAUCACUAGUCCCAUCCUAUCACCUCGAGAUGAUCGCUGGAGAGAGGAAAUUGAUCGAUUAGAAAAGGCUGAACUACAAAGAUGGAGUUCAAGAGAAAGUUUAGGCUUGUAUGCCCUGAGUCCUGGAUGUGUGCAGAAGGCGUCGGAGAAAUCUUCAAAUGCUACCCCAGCUAAUGCCCCAGAUCCCACACAGUCUCAGGCUCUGAAUUGUGUAGUUGACUUCAACCGGAGAUAUAUCGAAGUUGAUGAUGAACUAGUGUCAAUUAUCACUGAUAUAGAAGAUGAUGAGUUAGGAACAGCCACUGGUUAUCACAAUGCACUACCUCUGGAAGUCCAUGGAUCAGGAUACACACAGAUGCAUAUGAUAUCUAAUACCAAAGCUGAGAAACUGAUGGUGCCUGGUGUGCUAGUGAAACAGGUCAGCCUAGAUGUUGAGCAGUUUUGCCAUGAGAUGGCCCAAAGACUUUGUACUGAAGCAGGCAAGAAGUACUUCUUUUGCAAUGACUAUAAUGUUGAAAUUGUUGAUGUAUGUCCCAGCAGUGGAAAUAUAGUUGCCUUAGCCUCUGUGCUUGUUCAGGCAGCAACCAUGGUCAAGGGGCUUGGCAAGACAGUUCGAUCUCCACUCAGUUCUCUUACUCGAAAGCAAUACAAAACUACAGCAACAUUCAUUUUCAAUAUGGAUACCAAACAGUAUUAUCUUGUGGAUAAGGAACCACUACUUGAAGAAGAUCCAUACAGCCUAGAGAAUAUGGAAGGAGAUGUUGGUGACGAGAGAUGGUGGCAGAGUGCACGACAAACAGCUCGCCAAUUACGAACUCAGUGGGCUGUACCAACAGAUUAUUAUUCAAGUGUAAAAGUUUUAACCAAUGAACCACUUUUAAAAGGUAAAUCACUGAACCACAUAAUGGAAGGACAGCACCUGGUAGCAUUAGUACUUGGUCCACACCAGCAAGGACUAUGAGAAAACCCAACUUUAUCAACAUAUAUUUUCAACUUGAGCAAGAGCGUAUGACAUUGCUGAACAUAUGCUUCCUCUUCCACAAUUUAGUAUUUUUUUCACAUUGCCAUUUUUUUUUGCUCUGAUAAGGAAGCUGAAUGCUUAAUCUUCUUUUAAUGCCAACACUGUGAUUUGGAUUAGCAUAUACCAACUUGUUCUUUGGGAUAUCAUGCAUUUUAGCCAUUGCUGCCUUUUUUCAUGGUAGGAUGUUGAGAACAAGGCACUCUCUCCUAUUGUGCUAAUACCUUGGACCUGCAGAGUAAACUGUUAGCAAACAAGAAGAUUCAAAAUAAUAGACUUCUCAUUGAUUUCACAGUGCAUACCUGUGGCUAGUUCGUUUCAUGAAAUAUUAGGAGAAAACUUCUCCAAACAACUUGGGUUGUAUCCAUUCAGAUUUAUAUAUUGAGUACUUUACCAUAAAUUUGUGUGUAGCUUCAGAUUUGAGUCAGAUUUGAUAAAAGAAUGAUGGCAGCCACUAGAGCUAUGAAGUUUUUUAAGGGAGUUGACUUAUGGGCAUUUUUAAUGAAAGGAGAUCCAAGAAAUGAUUUUGAGUCCAAAAAAAAAGAAGUUAAUAUGAUUUACAUUUCAGGUAAUUUAACAAGUUUAAUACCACAGCUUGACGUGAUUUAGGUUUAUUUAAUCUACAAGCCAAUCUCAGGUUAUUUGUUCUCUCUUGACAUUGUGAUUUAGUUUCCCUUUUUUGCUUGAUAAGUGCCUUUUAUCACUUCAAUGGUGGAUGUUUUGUGUCAUAUUCAAAUGCAACACAUUAGUGAUAAACCUGCAAAGAAGGUUGGUAGGUUUUCUGGGUUAACAAGUUUUAUUGUUCAGAACUAUUAUUUUAUCCAGUUUAUGGACUGUAGCGAGUUCAUUCUGUCUUUAUUGUCUUAAUUAUGAUCCUAUUUAUUUCUUUAAAAUGAUGAUAAUUGAUAUUGUUAUCAUUUGAUGCUCCUGAUGCUGCUUUACAAGUCUUCUGAGUAGAAUGUUGCUAAAUGAUAGCUUAGUAUUGCAGAAGAUGAAUUUAGCAAUAUAUGAUAUGUGGCAUUUAUAAGCAAAUGCAACCUAGGAUGGCUAAGUUAUAGCUCUUCUAAAUCAGGGAUCCCUCGUCACAAGCAGCAUAAGGCAUUCUCUGUAGGGAAGGGAAAUUAUCAUUCUUUCUGUACUACUUGGUUUAUAUCUUUUUUUUGUUUUUUUUUUAAGGUAUGUUGAAUUCAAUCUCUUUUUCAAAUUUGCUCACAUUCUUAUUCACUUUAUCUCCCUCCUGCUCUUCUGAUUUUGCCCUGUUUCCCUCAGUUAAUUUUUUAUCUUUUUUUCAUUUAUAUUUAUUUCCUUCUGAAGAAGUAAGAGCAGCUAACAUUAAGACCUCAGGGCACUUCAUAAACAGGGAUUUUGAUUUAACAUCAUUAUUCUUUCUGCAUUUCUGCUUGUUUUCACCAAUUAUAGGAAAUGGCAUCUUUUGAGAAUCAUCCAAGCCAAUAUUAAUCAUGGCAGGAACAUGAUGAAUACACGUGUAUUUCAUACACUUGAAAUGCAGUUGCUGCAAAACGGUGAAAAGUGCUUUGGCAUAAGAAUAUCCUGCUAAGUGGUUGCUGAAGAUAUUUAUGAAACUUUUUUUUUUUUUUUUUUCUACCUUAUGCUAAUGUGAUAGGCACUCAUAAUACUAAGAUUAUUUGAGAUUAAAGAUUAAGUUAUGCUGUGAUGCAGCCAUCACUCAAGAAUGAAAGAUAGUGUAAGCAGUGAAAGUUGAUGCUUUGGGAGACAAUGUAUGUGAUUUAUGGUUGUAAAUUAAGAGUAUGGAAGGCAGAUUUUUGGGAAAGAGGGUUACUACACUCUUUCUUAAUCUUUCUGGAAUUAAUGUUAGAAAUUCUUAAAAGUUUUUGUCUGUUAGCAGCACUCAUUUCAUGACAUGCUAACAAAGACUUAUUUAUUAGAAAGCAGGAAAAUGUAUUUCAAAGUCACUGUUGCAUGCAGUUUUAGCUCAAGACAUCAACAGAAACUUGUUUGUUUUUCCUGUUGUAGGACUGUGUAUCUCAGAUGUCUGAGGAUAUAUUACUGAUGUGGAACUAAUGGUCCAAAAAGCAUUUUUAAGCUGUGUCCGUAUGUCCUUAGGAUUAGUACAGAAAAUAAUUACAGAAGAUAGAAGGAAUGUCUCUAGAUGGUUUCGAAUGUACAGAUCUUCAGGUAUUCCUAGAACCAUGGACAUUUUUUCUUUUUCUUUUUUUCUCUCUGAAAUUCUUUCUGACAUCUUUUCAUUAUUUGUUAAGAUAACUAGGGUUAAAAAGGACUGAUGAGAUUGAAUCUUGACAUCUCACCUGUAGCCCAUAAUGGUGCUAGACUGAGAUUGCCUCCAGCUAUUUUUUAUGGAUAGAAACAAAGAGAAAAAAAGAAAAGAAAAUGUUUCUCUUUUUUUUUU